AUGUCUACCAGUUACAAAAAAAACCACCGAAAACGACUGCGUUUAAGCAGAAACCCUAAUUUGGCGCCGGAGUUGGAAUCAAAGAUAGCGACGGCAGAGGAAACAAACAAUGAUUCACUUCCCAAUCUUCCUAUCGAUCUGGUGGCUGAAAUCUUCUGCAGACUACCUGUGAAACUCCUGGUACAGCUCCGAUGCAUGUGCAAGUCAUGGAAUUCUCUAAUCUCCGAUCGCAGUUUCACCAGAAAGCACCUCUGCCUCUCCACCACUCGCCGUCUCCAUUCCGCCGCAUACGAACAUAAACCCGACGGGUUGGUUCACAAUUCUUACCCACUCGAAUCGGUUUUAUCCACUAAAGUCAAACAACAGCGUCUCCCUUUCAACAGCAUCGUUGCUUCUUGUGACGGCAUCCUUUGUCUCUCCGAUAUAUAUGAAGGUAUUGUUGUUUUGUGGAAUCCUUCUAUUAGAAAAUUCAAGGAAUUACCACCCCCUUUCGAAAACAUUCAAAUUCGUAAAAGGGUUUUUAUGACCUUCGGUUUCGGCUAUGAUCACGUUUCUGAUAAUUACAAAGUGGCCGUCCUUUACUACACCGAGUCGGACGCAACUAAAGUAAGAGUUCAUACUUUGGGCACAGAUUUUUGGAAAACCAGUGAGAGCUUUCGUUUUGGUGCUGUCUGUGAUGAACAAACCGGAACAACUGUAAGAGGUACCAUUAAUUGGAUGGCCUUUACUGAAUGGCCUCGCAAAGGUCCGUUCUUCAUUUUUUCUUUUGAUUUGGGAAACGACUCUUGUCAUAAGCUUUUGCCUCCUGAUCAUGCUGAGAUCAGUCCGGAUUACUUGAGAUUGUCUGUCUUGAUGGACUGCUUGUGCUUAAUUUCUGAUCAUCAUAUUUGGAUCAUGAAGGAAUAUGGAAUUCAAGACUCUUGGACUAAAUUGCUCUCCGUUUCAUACAUGCAACAUCCUUCUAAGUGUUAUAUCUUGUGCAAGGCAUUGUAUAUUUUUGAGGAUGACAGACUGCUGCUUGAAACUCAUGAGUUUCCUCAUGAGGAUGAGGAUGGGAAAAAGAAGUUGGUUGUUUAUGAUCCAAAGAAUGAUACUUUUAAGGUUACUAGGUUUACAAACGUCCUAAAUGUCUGUCUUGAAACUUUGAUUUCACCUUGCUCUUAA
This is a messenger RNA of Vicia villosa (hairy vetch), 1164 nucleotides long. Its product is annotated as F-box/kelch-repeat protein At3g23880-like. Gene Ontology annotation, molecular function: protein binding. The coding region runs from base 1 to 1164 and encodes 387 amino acids. Lineage: Eukaryota; Viridiplantae; Streptophyta; Magnoliopsida; Fabales; Fabaceae. The transcript has a single exon. The record is from RefSeq and is a predicted model, not a curated record.